Xiphias gladius (swordfish) is the source of this 2441-nucleotide messenger RNA. RefSeq names its product transporter associated with antigen processing, subunit type t, teleost specific (gene tap2t). Lineage: Eukaryota; Metazoa; Chordata; Actinopteri; Istiophoriformes; Xiphiidae. The record is from RefSeq and is a predicted model, not a curated record. Gene Ontology annotation, molecular function: ATP binding; ATP hydrolysis activity; ABC-type oligopeptide transporter activity. The transcript is spliced from 12 exons. Gene Ontology annotation, biological process: transmembrane transport. Bases 306 to 2426 code for a protein of 706 amino acids. Gene Ontology annotation, cellular component: membrane.
AUAGUGUGUGUAAAGCGUCGACAGCGAGUUUUAGAACUCGUCAUACAUGCAGUAAAAAAAUAAAAAUAAAAAAAAAGUUAAAAAUAUAUAAAUUUAAAAAAAAAGCUUACUGGAAUUAGGCGAGUGAUUGAUAGGUCUCGUGUUAUCGGCAUGUUUCAAAUGAUACAGAUCAAUCACGCAGUGCGUCUCCCAACCGAAAGUGAAACUAAACCUGAACCGACGAGCAGCUAGCUAACUGGGCACAGGGAGGGGAAAUACACGGAUCAGAUUCAGCCUCUUGUAGUCUGACCAUCAACCAACGGAAAAUGAGAAAAGUGGCAGCAUGUGGAUUUUUCAUUCUCCUUCUCGACACAAUACUGAGUUCGGCACUGUGGGCAGGACUGGUGCUGCUGGAGGGCCGAGGUUGUUGUCGACUGGCAGGUGUCUGGGCCUUUGGGGCAGUAAAAUGGGCUAUUCUACAUGUUUUCACCUCCGUACUGACUGAUGGAAAUCCCCAGGCUGUGCUCCGCAGGUUGGUAGCACUCCUCUGCCUUCUUUCUCCUGUGUUUGAAAGUGGACGGAUCCUUAUGGCAAGUCCACCAUCUCCCAACCUCAGCAUGCUGCUGUUGGGCCCGAUGUCCUCGUCACUGGCCUGUGUGGUUUGGGAAAAGGGUCUCUGCGGUCAUGGAAAGAUAAGAAAAGAUGCCAACAAACUGGAUACCAGACAGACGCUGAUGAGGGUGGUGAUAUACUUCAGACCAGAUACGCUUUACCUGAUCGCAGCUUUUAGUUUCCUCAUCUUAGGGGUCAUCUGUGACACAUACAUCCCACUUUAUCAGGGGAAGGUCAUCGAUAUGCUAAGUGGUCAAGUCCAAACCAGCUUCUGUUAUGCAGUCGGACAGCUGGCACUUUUCUGUAUUGGAAGUGCUCUGUUCUCUGGCUUGAGAGGAGGCAUAUUUAUGUGCACCCUGGCCAGACUGAACAAGAGACUAAAGCACCGGCUGUUUCACACUCUCAUGCAGCAGGAAGUGCACUUCUUUGAGGAGGAAAAACCUGGAAGUCUUUCCUCCCGACUGCACUCCGAUGUGGACAGGAUGGGCCGAACAGUGGCACUGAACGCCAACGCGCUAGUCCGCAGCACAGUCAAAACCUGCCUCAUGCUCAGAGUGAUGGUGGGCCUGUCCUGGGAGCUCACUCUGCUCACCUGUGUAGAGAUGCCACUCUUGGCCAUAGUGCAGAACAAACGCAUCACUUGGUACAAGGAGCUGAAAGAACAGAUGCAGGAAUGUCACGCUAAGAACAAAGAAAUGGCUCUCCAGACGAUCAGCGGGAUUCGUACAGUCCGCAGCUUUAAAGCGGAGAAAGAUGAACUGAGGAGGUAUAAUGAGGCUCUGGACCAGAUGUGCGCUGUCAAGAGACGUUCGGGAAUCUACAGUGCAGUCUUCCUCUUAAUACGCAGGCUGGUGAGCCUGGGGAUAAAGAUACUCAUGCUGUUACAAGCCCGCAGUCUCAUCUCAUCCGGCCAGCUCAGUAUCGGCAAUCUCACGUCCCUUGUGUUGUACCAGAAGCCCAUGUCAGUCAAUCUAAAGGAGAUUUUUUAUUGCUGUGGAGAAACGGUGUCCACAUGUGGAGUAAUUUCCAAAGUAUUUAGCUAUCUUGACAGGAUGCCAAAGUGUAAGAAAGAGGGAGAUUUAGCUCCUGAGAAGCUGCAAGGAAGCAUUGUUUUCCAAAACGUCACCUUUACCUACCCCUCAGCUCCUCAAGAUAAAGCAGUACUUCAGUCAGUUUCAAUGGAGCUGCAGCCAGGGAAGAUGACAGCCCUAGUGGGUCCCUCCGGCAGUGGAAAGACUUCCUGUGUUAGCCUGCUGAAGAGGCUGUAUGAACCUCAGGAGGGACGGAUCCUGCUGGAUGGAGAGCCGCUGCACCAUUACAAACACAAAUACCUCCAUCAAAAGAUAGCCCUGGUAUCCCAGGAUCCUGUGCUGUUUUCGGGUUCACUGAGAUACAACAUUGAGUACGGCCUGAAGGACUGCAGCGUUGAGAAGGUGAAAGAAGCUGCAAAGAAGGCCAACGCAGAUGACUUAAUACCUGAGCUGGAAAAGGAAUGUGACACAGAUGUUGGAGAAUGUGGUGGCAAACUUUCAGCGGGACAGAAGCAGCACAUCGCCAUCAUCAGGGCUCUGGUUCGAGAUCCGCAGGUCAUCAUACUGGAUGAGGCUACGAGCAAACUGGAUGUAAAAGCACAGAAUGCUGUCAUGCAGGAGAUUCUGUCCUGUGGUCGGACAGUCCUGCUGGUGGCUCAUCAGCUGAAGACUGUGGAGAAGGCAGAUCACAUCAUCUUCAUGGAGAAGGGAUUAGUCGUGGAGGAAGGGACACACCAAGAACUCAUGGCCAAGAGAGGACGGUACCAUCGCUUGAAAGAGGAACUGUUCUCUCAACGCAGCUGAGAGAAGCUCAGUACU